CACGCACGCACGCACGCACGCACGCGCACACACACUAAAGCUGUUAGUAACUGUUAACUCACCGUUCACUUAAGUCUUAAGACCAUGUCGGGUACCCACUUAGUACUAGGCAGUGUCUUUAUGACUGGGAUGGAAACCUAAGUAAGAUGCCUCUCAACAAAUUCUUAAUUUGAUAUAGGAAAGUAAACAGGUAAGUGAACAGUGGUAACACUGAAUAUGUAUCAUACAAAGAUCUCCAACAAGGAAGGGGCUGUAGUGUUGUUUGCUUUCCCAUGCAAGUUUGGAAACUCGUUGAAGAGAGCUGUUACUGCAUUUUAAUGACAGUUACUAUAAAAAGACACCCAUUCAUCUUACAAACAUGUUUGAAUGCUUGUAAUCAUUGUGUAAUGAUGGUUUUAAAGCUCUUGAGUUCUGAGCAAGCCACUGAGUUGGGGGAUCUUUGACUUUUCUCCUCAUUUCAACUUGUUGUCCAAAUCCUGUACUACCAUCAACUUCUUUUUUAAGGUAGUAGAAUGAUGAUUGAUAAUCCUGAAAUUCUACACAGAGACCUGCUGAGUGUUAAAAGUUGAGAAAAGUCACAAUAAUAAAACAUCAUUGUGAUCAUGGUGAGAGAAAGUGUAAGCCGGCUUGGCAUAUAUCUCAGAUAUUUGGAACCUAAAAGUAUACAUUAACAUGAGUGUUUCUUGUAAUGUCAUUACAAAAAUUAUGAUGAAUGACAGGUCAAAGACAUUCGGAAUGAAACGGAUUCUGUUGAUUAUAUAAUUGAUAUAUUUUCAGGUAUUACCUAUUUAUAGUUUAUCUCAGAAGAAAAUGUUUAUAACCAAAUACCAUGGGUUAAAUGAAACAAUAGAUAUUAAAGUUGUUGCUGUCUUUGGAAAUGAUGUGUUGUACAAACCCAAGGCGAUCUAAUAUAAUGUAAACUUAUCUCUCUUGGAGAAUGCCCAAGUAGAGAGGAGAAAAGGCAAGUCCAAUAAAUGGGACAUGUAUAUUUUAGAUAGUGAUUAGCCCAACAACUGCUGACAGUUGCCUUGAUGUUGUAUAAUGAGCAUUUUCUGUGUGCAUGCUGGCUCAAUCUCAGAACUGUAUUCUCGAGUGUGUCAUAGUGGAAAGAGCACUGGAUCACGAGUCAGGAGAACUAAUGGCUAGCCCAGCUCUACCACUACCCUCCCGUGUGCCUCAUUUUCCCUUCUUUAAAAUGAAGUGGUUAUGGGGAAAGGGCUCUAAGAAUCUCCGUGUUCUGCUACUUUUUUAUUCUGUGGUUCUUCGUCCCACACCUGUCAAAAGCAUUUUGACUUUCUUUAAGUUGCUUAAGUCAGCGUUUCAGUUAGAUCCAUCCAGGAGCUUAUUCCCACUGGCUGUUGGGAACAGCAAAGCCUUGCUUCUCCGGGACUUCAUAUGUCUUCUGCUAACUGCUGACAGUGAGCCAUGCCACCUAAGAGGCUCCUUGGGUAGCCUUAAAGAUUGAAAGGACAAACGGACAGUGUUGAGAACUCUGUGGAAGAGGAGACCAGAGAGACGUUGAUCAUCAUGGCUCCUUGGGAUUUGCAAAGAGGAAUGACUAGAGCUGGGCCAUUCACUACAGCCAGGUCAAAGGUCAGGUCAGGAAUGUGGACAAUGCUGGUGACUCCAGUUGCUUCCAAGAUCCGGUACUUGCAGGAAUACCAUAACCGAGUUCUCCACAACAUUUACCCCGUACCAUCAGGAACAGAUAUCGCAAACACCCUGAAGUACUUUUCCCAAACCUUGUUAAGCAUUUUGUCCCGCACAGGGAAGAAGGAAAACCAAGAUGCCUCCAAUUUGACAGUGCCCAUGACCAUGUGUCUUUUUCCUGUGCCAUUCCCACUCACCCCAUCUCUAAGACCGCAGGUCAGUUCCAUCAACCCUACUGUUACUCGCUCCCUCCUUUACAGCGUCCUGCGAGAUGCUCCUUCAGAACGCGGCCCGCAAAGUCGUGAUGCUCAGUUGUCAGACUACCCUUCUUUGGACUACCAAGGCCUCUACGUGACUUUGGUGACUCUUCUGGAUCUAGUUCCUUUACUACAGCAUGGCCAACACGAUCUUGGACAGUCAAUAUUUUAUACAACCACGUGUUUGCUACCCUUUCUCAGCGACGAUGUUCUGAGCACUUUGCCCUACACGAUGAUCUCAACGCUAGCUACCUUUCCUCCAUUUCUUCACAAGGAUAUUAUUGAAUACCUUAGCACAUCUUUUCUACCAAUGGCCAUAUUGGGCUCCUCCAGGAGAGAAAGCGUCCCGGCCCAUGUGAACCUCUCUGCAUCUGCCAUGCUGAUGAUUGCAAUGCAGUACACAUCUAAUCCAGUGUAUCAUUGUCAAUUAUUGGAAUGCCUCAUGAAAUAUAAACAAGAAGUCUGGAAAGACCUUUUGUAUGUGAUUGCAUAUGGGCCUUCACAGGUGAAACCCCCCGCGGUGCAGAUGCUUUUCCACUACUGGCCCAACCUGAAGCCUCCUGGGGCAAUAAGCGAGUACAGGGGGCUGCAGUACACAGCUUGGAAUCCCAUCCACUGCCAACACAUCGAAUGCCACAAUGCAAUUAACAAGCCGGCUGUGAAGAUGUGUAUAGACCCUUCCCUGUCAGUAGCUUUGGGUGAUAAGCCGCCUCCACUGUAUCUCUGUGAAGAAUGCAGCGAGAGGAUUGCAGGGGACCACAGUGAGUGGUUGAUUGAUGUUCUCCUGCCACAAGCUGAAAUAUCUGCUAUAUGUCAGAAAAAGAACUGCAGCUCCCAUGUCAGAAGGGCAGUCGUCACCUGCUUUUCCGCAGGGUGCUGCGGUCGUCACGGAAACAGGCCUGUUCGGUACUGCAAAAGAUGCCACUCCAACCACCACAGUAAUGAGGUGGGGGCCACCUCAGAGACGCACCUCUACCAGACCUCCCCACCCCCCAUCAACACACGGGAGUGCGGGGCGGAGGAGCUGGUCUGUGCAGUGGAGGCCGUGAUCAGUUUGUUGAAAGAGGCAGAGUUCCACGCAGAGCAGAGGGAACACGAGUUGAACCGCCGGCGGCAGUUGGGCCUGUCCUCCUCCCAUCACUCCCUGGACAACGCUGACUUUGAUAACAAGGACGACGAUAAGCAUGACCAGAGGCUGCUUAGUCAAUUCGGAAUAUGGUUCCUAGUGAGCCUCUGCACCCCCAGUGAGAAUACGCCCACGGAGAGCCUGGCCCGGCUGGUGGCCAUGGUAUUUCAGUGGUUUCAUUCCACGGCGUACAUGAUGGAUGAUGAAGUUGGAAGCUUAGUGGAAAAACUAAAGCCUCAGUUUGUUACCAAGUGGUUGAAGACAGUAUGUGAUGUCCGCUUUGAUGUCAUGGUCAUGUGCCUUCUUCCCAAACCCAUGGAAUUUGCCAGGGUUGGCGGAUACUGGGAUAAGUCUUGCAGUACAGUGACUCAGUUAAAGGAAGGUCUCAACAGGAUUCUCUGCCUGAUCCCUUACAACGUGAUCAGCCAGUCUGUGUGGGAGUGCAUCAUGCCAGAAUGGCUGGAAGCCAUCCGAACAGAAGUCCCUGAUACCCAGUUAAAGGAAUUCAGGGAAGUAUUAAGCAAAAUGUUUGACAUAGAGCUGUGUCCUCUGCCGUUUUCAAUGGAAGAGAUGUUUGGCUUUAUUAGCUGCCGGUUUACGGGUUACCCUUCCACAGUGCAGGAGCAAGCACUACUCUGGCUUCAUGUACUAUCGGAGUUAGAUAUCACGGUUCCACUUCAGCUCUUGAUAAGUAUGUUUUCUGAUGGUGUUAAUUCUGUCAAAGAAUUGGCAAAUCAAAGAAAAUCAAGAACCAAUGAGCUGUCAGGGAACACCGCAGCACGAAGGGUGAGUGUCGCCUCUGAUCCUGGUCGACGAGGUCAGCACAAUGUGUUGAGUCCGUUUCAUAGCCCUUUCCAGAGUCCGUUCCGGAGUCCCAUGCGUAGUCCAUUUCGUAGCCCUUUCAAGAAUUUUGGACACCCAGGAGGAAGGACUAUUGAUUUUGACUGUGAAGAUGAUGACAUGAAUCUAAAUUGUUUCAUCCUCAUGUUUGAUCUUCUCCUAAAGCAGAUGGAGUUACAAGAUGAUGGCAUCACGAUGGGCUUAGAGCACAGUUUGUCAAAGGACAUCAUUUCUAUCAUCAACAAUGUCUUCCAGGCCCCCUGGGGGGGCUCCCACAGCUGCCAGAAGGACAAAAAGGCAAAGGAAUGUAACUUAUGCCAGUCUAGCAUCCUCUGCUACCAGCUUGCUUGCGAACUCCUGGAGAGACUAGCCCCCAAAGACGAAAGCCGCCUGGUGGAGCCCACAGACAGCCUUGAAGAUAGCCUCCUUUCUUCCAGACCAGAGUUCAUUAUAGGGCCUGAGGGAGAAGAGGAGGAGAACCCAACAGCCAAGCAUGGAGAGAAUCCAGGUACCCGUACAGCGCCCUCAGAACAUGCUGCAAUAAAGAAUGAUACGGAAAGAAAAUUUUGCUACCAACAGCUUCCAGUAACGUUGAGACUAAUAUAUACCAUUUUCCAGGAAAUGGCUAAGUUUGAAGAGCCAGACAUUCUUUUUAAUAUGCUCAAUUGCCUAAAGAUUCUCUGUCUGCACGGAGAGUGUUUAUACACUGCGAGGAAAGACCAUCCUCAAUUUUUAGCCUACAUUCAGGACCACAUGUUGAUCGCAAGCCUGUGGAGAGUUGUCAAGUCCGAGUUCUCUCAGUUGUCUUCACUGGCGGUCCCUCUCCUUCUUCAUGCUCUGUCACUUCCUCAUGGUGCUGACAUAUUCUGGACAAUCAUAAAUGGCAACUUCAACAGCAAAGACUGGAAGAUGAGGUUUGAAGCAGUGGAAAAAGUAGCUGUCAUUUGUAGGUUUUUGGAUAUUCACUCAGUGACCAAAAACCACUUGCUCAAGUACUCGCUGGCACAUGCCUUCUGCUGCUUCCUGACAGCUGUGGAGGAUGUCAACCCCGCAGUGGCCACCAGGGCGGGUCUCCUGCUUGAUACCAUAAAGAGGCCCGCACUGCAGGGCCUUUGUCUCUGCCUUGACUUCCAGUUUGACACUGUGGUUAAAGACCGCCCCACCAUCUUGAGCAAACUUUUACUCUUGCAUUUCCUUAAGCAAGAUAUCCCCGCUUUAAGCUGGGAGUUCUUUGUCAACAGAUUCGAGACACUUUCUUUAGAAGCUCAGCUACAUUUGGAUUGUAACAAAGAGUUUCCUUUUCCUACAACCAUCACCGCUGUGAGAACCAAUGUUGCCAACCUCAGCGAUGCUGCGUUGUGGAAGAUCAAGAGGGCACGCUUUGCAAGAAACCGCCAGAAGAGUGUGCGGUCUCUGAGGGACAGUGUGAAGGGGCCCGCAGAAUCCAAAAGGGCACUCUCCCUCCCUGAGACCCUGACCUCCAAAAUCCCUGUGAGGUUGACCAGGCAUGAGCAGUCUGCUCCAGCUCUCGGUGGGACACCUGAACAGACACCAGGACAACAGUCUCCUGAGAACGACAACACUAUCAAGGACUUGCUUCCGGAAGAUGCUGGCAUUGACCACCAGACGGUUCACCAGCUGAUUACAGUGCUCAUGAAGUUCAUGGCCAAGGAUGAGAGCAGUGCCGAGUCAGACAUCAGCAGCGCAAAGGCCUUCAACACGGUCAAGAGGCACCUCUAUGUCUUACUUGGCUAUGACCAACAGGAAGGCUGCUUCAUGAUAGCACCCCAAAAAAUGCGCCUGUCAACAUGCUUUAAUGCAUUUAUUGCAGGAAUUGCCCAAGUUAUGGACUAUAACAUUAACUUGGGCAAACACCUUCUCCCCCUCGUGGUCCAGGUGCUCAAAUACUGCUCUUGUCCUCAACUACGGCAUUAUUUCCAACAGCCACCUCGCUGCUCCCUCUGGUCCUUAAAGCCUCACAUCAGGCAGAUGUGGUUGAAGGCCUUGCUCGUCAUCCUUUACAAGUAUCCAUACCGAGACUGUGAUGUCAGCAAGAUCCUGCUGCACCUGAUUCACAUAACAGUCAAUACACUCAAUGCGCAGUACCAUAGCUGCAAGCCCCAUGCCACGGCAGGACCUUUGUACAGUGACAACAGCAACAUAAGCAGAUACAGCGAGAAAGAAAAAGAAGAAGAUAGUGUUUUUGAUGAAUCUGAUAUUCAUGAUACACCUACUGGACCCUGCAAUAAAGAGUCUCAAACUUUUUUUGCAAGAUUGAAAAGGAUAGGCGGCAGCAAAAUGGUGAAAUACCAGCCGGUUGAAAUGAAUGUUCAGAGAAGUGAAAUAGAACUGGCCGAAUAUAGAGAAACGGGUGCGUUACAAGACAGCGUUCUACACUGUGUGAGAGAAGAGAACAUUCAGAAAAAAAAGCUACGCUCUUUAAAACAAAAAUCUCUUGAUAUAGGGAAUGCAGACUCCCUCUUGUUUACAUUAGAUGAGCAUCGUAGGAAGUCCUGCAUAGAUCGGUGUGACAUAGAUAAGCCUCCCGCCCAAGCUGCUCAUAUCUCACAACGGCAAAAUGACCACCAUGGACGCUCUAGACAGAAUUCUGCCACGAGGCCGGACAAUGCUGAAAUCCCCAAGAAUCCAGCGACUGAAGGUUUUCAAGAAACUCGAAGACCCGUGAUACCAGAAGUUAGGCUGAACUGCAUGGAGACAUUCGAAGUGAGAGUUGACUCCCCAGGAAAGCCUGCUCCUAAAGAGGAUUUAGAUCUCAUAGAUUUGUCCUCAGACUCAACGUCUGGACCAGAGAAACACUCCAUACUCUCAGCAUCUGACAGUGACUCUCUUGUAUUCGAACCUCUCCCGCCUCUCAGAAUAGUAGAAAGCGAUGAAGAAGAUGAGAUGAUGAACCAAGGGAAUGAUGGUCCUUUGGGUAAAAAUGCUGCCUCCUCCUCCUCCAUCCCCAGCCAGCCCUCUGUCCUCAGCCUGAGCACGACUCCUCUUGUGCAGGUGAGUGUGGAGGACUGUUCCAAAGACUUUUCUUCUAAGGACUCAGGAAAUCAUCAGUCAGCGAGCAAUGACGACUCCACCAUCACAGCUCUAGAUGACCUCACUGACUCUGAAGAGCUGUCCAAGUCAGAGGAGCCCAGAGAGUUUGCCUCAGGCAGCCCACUGACACUUAAACAAAAACGAGACCAUCUCCAGAAGUCGUCAGCUGUCCCUGAGAUGUCAGUGGACUAUAGCCCUGACCUCAGCCCAGCUGAGGAAAAGGCGGGACAGACACCAACAUCGGGGGCCAAAACGGUGCUCCUCAAACUUCCAGAAGAUGCCGAGAAUCCAACAGAAGGAGAGAAGCCCGAUGCCAGUGCUGAGUCCGAUACAGAACAGAACCCCGAAAGGAAGGUGGAGGAGGACGGGGCCGAGGAAUCAGAGUUUAAGAUUCAGAUCGUCCCCAGGCAGAGGAAACAAAGGAAGAUUGCUGUCAGUGCUAUCCAGAGAGAGUACCUCGACAUCUCCUUCAACAUUCUAGACAAACUGGGUGACCAGAAGGACCCAGAUCCAUCUGCUAAAGGACUUUCAACACUGGAAAUGCCACGGGAAUCUUCAUCUGCCCCUACAUUAGAAGCAGGUGCACCUGAAACAGGCAGCCACUCAUCAAUAUCAACUCAGUAUAGGCAGAUGAAAAGGGGAUCCCUGGGAGUUCUGACAAUGAGCCAGUUAAUGAAGCGACAGCUGGAGCAUCAGUCUAGCGCCCCCCAUAACAUCAGCAACUGGGACACUGAACAGGUACAGCCCGGGAAACGCCAGUGCAAUGUGCCAAUGUGCCUAAACCCCGACGUAGAGGGACAGCCGCUGAGAACAAGAGGCGCCACUAAAUCCAGCCUGCUGUCAGCCCCCAGCAUAGCCAGUAUGUUUGUGCCUGCACCUGAAGAAUUCACGGAAGAGCAGCCAACGGUGAUGACGGACAAAUGCCAUGACUGUGGGGCCAUUCUCGAAGAAUACGAUGAAGAAACCCUGGGGCUGGCCAUUGUGGUCCUCUCCACAUUCAUUCAUCUAAGCCCAGACUUGGCGGCCCCACUGUUGCUUGAUAUCAUGCAGUCUGUGGGAAGGCUCGCAUCCAGCACUACCUUUUCCAAUCAAGCAGAAAGCAUGAUGGUCCCAGGCAACGCGGCGGGUGUGGCCAAGCAAUUCCUCCGCUGCAUCUUCCAUCAGCUGGCCCCCAAUGGCAUCUUCCCCCAGCUGUUCCAGAGCGCCAUCAAAGACGGAACUUUUUUACGGACCUUAGCCACAUCUCUCAUGGACUUCAAUGAGCUGAGUUCAAUUGCUGCCCUCAGUCAGCUCUUGGAGGGUCUAAAUAACAAAAAGAAUUUGCCAGCAGGGGGCGCUAUGAUACGCUGUUUGGAAAACAUCGCCACGUUCAUGGAAGCUCUGCCCAUGGAUUCUCCUAGUAGCCUCUGGGCCACGAUCAGCAACCAGUUUCAGACAUUUUUUGCCAAGCUGCCUUGUGUUUUACCUUUGAAGUGUUCUUUAGAUUCCAGUUUGAGAAUUAUGAUCUGCCUCUUGAAGAUACCUUCUACCAAUGCCACGAGGAGUUUGUUGGAACCAUUUUCCAAGCUACUCAGCUUUGUCAUUCAGAAUGCUGUCUUCACUCUGGCUUACCUGGUGGAGUUGUGUGGCUUAUGCUACCGAGCGUUCACUAAGGAACGGGAUAAAUUCUACUUGUCUCGUAGUGUUGUUCUGGAACUUCUCCAGGCCCUGAAGCUCAAGUCUCCUUUGCCAGACACGAACCUCCUGCUUCUUGUCCAGUUUAUUUGUGCGGAUGCUGGGACCAAACUAGCUGAGUCCACCAUCCUGAGCAAGCAGAUGAUAGCCUCCGUGCCUGGGUGUGGGACGGCAGCGAUGGAGUGCAUUCGGCAGUACGUCAGUGAAGUCCUGGACUUCAUGGCAGACAUGCACACCCUAACCAAGCUCAAGAGUCACAUGAAGACGUGCUCCCAGCCUCUGCACGAGGACACCUUCGGUGGCCAUCUCAAAGUUGGAUUGGCUCAGAUUGCAGCUAUGGAAAUCUCCCGGGGCAACCACAGAGAUAACAAAGCUGUGGUCCGCUAUCUGCCUUGGCUCUACCAUCCUCCCUCUGCGAUGCAGCAAGGACCUAAGGAAUUCAUCGAGUGUGUCUCCCACAUCCGGCUGCUGUCCUGGCUGCUCCUGGGGUCCCUCACACACAAUGCGGUCUGUCCUAAUGCCUCCUCCCCCUGCCUUCCCAUACCUCUGGAUGCAGGUUCGCACAUUGCAGACCACCUUAUUGUUAUCCUAAUUGGAUUUCCAGAGCAAUCAAAGACCUGUGUGCUGCACAUGUGCUCCCUGUUCCACGCUUUCAUCUUUGCUCAGCUCUGGACCGUGUACUGCGAACAAAGCGCCGUGGCGACAAACGUGCAAAAUCAGAACGAAUUCAGCUUCACAGCAAUACUAACAGCUCUGGAGUUUUGGAGUAGGGUGACACCCAGCAUCCUUCAGCUGAUGGCCCACAACAAAGUGAUGGUAGAAAUGGUGUGUCUCCAUGUGAUUAGUUUAAUGGAGGCAUUGCAAGAAUGCAAUUCAACCAUUUUUGUCAAGCUCAUCCCUAUGUGGUUGCCAAUGAUCCAGUCAAAUACAAAGCACUUAUCUGCCGGCCUCCAGCUCCGUCUCCAGGCCAUUCAGAACCAUGUGAACCACCACAGCCUAAGGACGCUGCCCGGCUCGGGCCAGAGCAGUGCUAGCCUGGCUGCCCUCCGCAAAUGGCUGCAAUGCACCCAGUUCAAAAUGGCCCAGGUGGAGAUCCAGUCCUCUGAAGCAGCCUCUCAAUUUUAUCCUCUAUGAGUGGACUCCUCGGCUCCAGUGUCAACACUCUGGCUUAGCAAUAAUGGGUAUAAAAACAAACACUUUGAUCCAAGCAGGUUGGGGAACAUUGGUACUGUACAUUCUCUUUCUAGUUUAGUAUAAAGACGUGCAGAGGCCGGAGAGGGCCACAAACGAAGCUUUCUUGCUACACAUAUUUCUGAUGACUCCUUGGGCUAUCUGAUUAAGUGUUUCCUUACAUUAUUUUUUAAAAAAAACCAAAUCAUUUUUCUUUAUCUAACUUCUAUUUUUUUUAAGAAAAAAUAAAAAAAAAACCAGACUGGUGGGUACUCACAGAGACGUUGUAUAAAGUCCCCCUGUUGCUAUUUUUGAUGAUAGAGAAUAAAUAGGGUUUUUGAAACCUUUGUAGUGUUUUUUCUUAAAACUCUACUCUUGGCAAUGCAAUAAAACAAAACAAAAACAAACAAAAGUCACCCGAAUCCAGUGACCUGACUGAAACUUUUUUUGUGAUUAUCCUUGGAAAAGAGGCAGCUUGCAAAGCAACAUUACAAAGUGCACUUAGAAAUUAGAUGGUUAAACUGUGCCGAUGUUUUUUAAUAUACUUUCCAAAACUGUCUGGUAAGUCAUGUUGUUGCUGUUAUUAUUACUAUUUGUUUUGAGACAGGGUUUUUCUGUGUAGCCCUAGCUGUCCUGGAACUUGUUCUGUUGACCAGGCUGGCCUUGAACUCACAGAGACGCUGGGAUUUAAAGGCAUGCGCCACCAUGCCCGGCUAAGUCUUAUUGUUUUUAAAGCUAAUUUUUCAACUCAUUAGUUCCUGGAUGUGCUUUCCUAUAACUUUUUUAGAUUUGUGAGUAAUGGAUUUUAUGCUUUUGUUACCACUUGGGUAGGACUCCAUUCAAAACUGUAGAUUGCAUGGUGGACAGAGGCGCUCCUGCACUGGCAGAACACCAUCCCUGAAAUUGCUUUUCAUAAAAACAGACUUUUAACCGUGUAAGAGCACCCAGGUUUAUGUACACUCAUCCCUUAGCAGUUGGCUACAUUCCCAGAGCAGCGCCUCUUCUCUGCCCUGUAAUGCUCUGACUGAGAGAAGACGUAGCAGACAUUUAAGGUGUAUGCCGACAGAUUAUUAAAUGCAUUUGUAUUAUCUCUGUGAUCCUGGGGUUUCUUAAAGUCACUUCCCAGAGCUAACGUUUAGAUUCUGGCAACCACCUCUUCAGGACUUUUUCUAGAUGCUCACCUCCUCUAAGUUUGCAAUUACUCGGAGACAAGGGCUUCCCUCCUUAUCUGCCCCACUUUCUUUCAAGGACUUGGAAAGCACAAGGUAACAUCGCCUUGCUCAGCAGGAGCCUCCUCUUGUCUUCUGGGAAGUCCGAUGCGCUUCUCAGGGGACAAUGAGUCCUCAGGUGCGCUAGUGCUCCAAGGAGGACCACGGGAGUUGGUACUUCUGAGAACCUGCAGGGAGCCUACUGUGGCAAGAGCCCCAAAGUGAUGCUUUUGCAUCUUACUGACAGAUUCUUACAAAUGGUCCUCUUGAGCAGUCUGAAGCCUCCUCUGCCCCAGUCAUGCUUGACUGCGUUUCUGUGAAUAUUCUGUAUUACAGUAAGUUGUGCACAUAUUUAUUUCAUGUGUAAAUGGUGACAGGCUUGGGGGCAUGUAUCAUUCCAGUCCCCAGAGUUUGGUAUAUAGUAUGUGUUUAAUAAUAUCUGUUGAAUUGAAUGCAUUUUUUUUUCUAUCUAGUGGCCUCAGCCAGGACUUUAAUUGUUGAAUUGUCACACUCUGCUUCCAUUCAAAGAUUACUAGAAUGGGUUACCAGCUGGAGGAGGAAGUGCUAACUGCUUUCAGCAAAAUGACUCCCCCAUCCAAACUCAGCUAUAGCCCCAGGCAACUUGGAUCUUAGUGGCCACAUCCUUCCCUUAGACAAUGUCAGUUUAUUCCCCAACUUGUCUUUUCCCGGUUCUUUGAACAGGCUUCUGCCCCUACUUACCUUUGUGUAUGUAUCCUCAGUGAGGGUUGGCAUUGAACCCUUCAACCUCAGUGUCUGGACCCCGUGGUCUUUUUUUUUUUUUAGAUUUAUUUAUUUAUUACAUAUACACCAGAUUGAAUUGUAGAUGGUUGUGAGCCACCAUGUGGUUGCUGGGAAUUGAACUCAAGACCUCUGGAAGAGCAGUCAGUGCUCUUAACCUCUGAGCCGUCUCUCCAGCCCCUGGACCCCAUGGUCUUAAUCUCAGUUGCCAUCUAUCAGUAUGCUCCCAUACAUUUUUCUCCUCACCCUUGCAGACUGUGACCAUUUUUAUUGCCAACUUGACACAACUCUGUACCUGUGGUCAGUAUUCUACCACUUCACUGGUUGAUAGAGAUCAUAAGUUACCCAGCCUACACUAUCCACAGAUGCCAGUAUCCUCUCUGGCCACCUUACGUCAGCCCUCCAGCAACUGAGCUUGGGUACUUAAGCACUAGGAGGAAAUGGAGGCAUUUUACCAGAAUUGCCCAUGGAGGAAAAGCUGUUCAUGUAGGCCAAGGACCAAGAAACUAAAAUCACAGUCUAGCUGCCAUCCACAGGCCAGAUGCUGCCCACAGGCAAGAUGCAAAAUGUAGUUCAUAUGCUAGCUACUGUCUACAGGCUAGCUACUGUCUACAGGCUACUAUCCAUGGGCUAGAUACCGUCCACAGGCCAUAUGCUGUCCAUGGCCUGUUCCAGUGUGAUUGGACAAACCACAGCUACCGCUCUCAUGUGGAGUGUGGCUGUUCAUUUGUUGCAGCUGCAGAGCUGAGUAGCAAUGGAUACUGUAGGCCAGAAAGCUCCUUAGUGCAGUCACCACGUGGCCUUCAGAAUGUAUGCUAACCCUUGUCCCUGGCAAAGGCCACUAGAGAACACUGAGCUGGAACCACACUACCUCAGGAGGCUUGGAAUUUCAUUAUUAGUGUUUCCUCAUCUGUUAAAUGGGGUCAGUGACACAUUCUACCUCAUAGAGUUCUUACUGCAAAAAAAAAAUGAUAAAAGGAUGCAAAUUUUAAUGAAGAUUAGGGCACUCAGGAAAUUAUUGCUAAAGUUUAGAGAGGUAAAGAUGCUCGCCCAAGGUCACAUUGCUUGCAAGGGCAGCAUCAAGCUUGGUCCCCAGGCUGUCUAACCCAACCAACCAACCAUCUCCCAUGUUAAUUUAAGCUACAUUGUACCCCACACCAAUGCCAGAUGACAAUUGUGAAAGCAGGGGCAAAAUGCCACAUGACCCAGGUGGCUUGGAGAAGGUCAGGGCGUCACUCAGUUUUUAUUCCCUUGGAGAAGGCUACUGAUUUCUGGGUCAUUAGAUCAUUCUGAGAUUCCCGAGAGUGUCACAGGCCCAAUUCUUCCUGUACAGAGAUUUUGUUCUCAAUGAUUUGUCACAGUAGGCAUGUCUCUUACUACUUGGUUGACCUUGGACAAAUUAUUGUGUCUGGACCUCUGUUUUCGCUUUCUGUAAAAUGGGUAUUUCUACCAAUCAUGGGGUAAUGGAAAGACCCAGUGGGCAGAGGACGUUGAUGCUGCUGGGAGACCAUGGGAAUCCACAGACGCCUGGAGGACUGCAGCUACCGUCAGAGAGAGACAGAAGAGGGCAGCUUGUUUGGUUUUCCCUUAACCAGUGCAUCUGAGUCAAGACCCACAAGACCAUUGGAGCCCAAAUGUGGUCAUUAGUCAACAGUUCCCGGACUCCACUGAGACGUUUUUGGCCAUCUCUGCCCUAAGAGCCUCCUCUAAGGCCAAGUGGUUACAACAGCUUCAUCUCCAUUGCCAAGUGACCACAGGACAAAGAAGCCUGGGUCAGGUCAGAGAAGAUGGGUUGACUGCCAAGACUCUGAUAAGCUGUGGUUGGAGGGCCUCUGCACUCAUUGGACACUGCAGACACUGUACUAUACUUCUCUAAUAGAAUCAACUUGCUAAUAUGUGUAUUGGGCAAAUGACCUGUUUUGAAAAUAAUGGUUCUUGUGCAGAGUGUAGUGGGUGGAAUUCAUUGCACAGUGUAAAACCAGGGUGUUAACACCCAUGACCAAUGAUGUCUAGGAUGUUAAGAGAAGUUGGCCAGUGCCUCCCAUAGCUAGGGGCCAACAGUGAGUCUAUAGGAAGGACCUUCAAGGGAAGCCAUGGCAACCACUGUCUAUUUUGUGUCUACAAGGUCCCAAGUUCCUUCUAGACCAUGCCCUGACUCUCCUGCCUGAGACAGGUGUUGGGAGUCUUCCCAUUGUUGCAGUUGGAAUACUGGAGGCCCCUGAGUUAAGUGUCUGUCCUGGGCCAUGCAGUUGGCAGUGUCUUGCUGAAAGCUGUAAGCUCCCAAGUCAGAGUGCCACUAGAAAUCGCUUGUUUUCUUCUUGGCUGAGCUGUGUCAGAGCAUGGGCUAGAGAAGUCUGGGAACGUUCCUGAGGUAUUGCUGUUCAUUGCUUGUCCUCUGUUUUGUACAAAAAAGAAAAAAGAAAAAAAGAGCCACCUCAUAUGACAAAGGUAUUUUCCCUCUAUCUUUCGGAAUUGAUUUCUGUGGAAAAAUUAUAUAUCACAGCUUGAAUCUCAUUUAGUUUCCCAAUUAUUAUAGUAUUUUUUAUAUUUAAAAGAAGAAUGAAUUUGUCUACAGGGGAGGUCGAGGUAGGAGAGUCACAAGGGUAACUUAAACCCUGUCUCUAAAUAAAAAUAAAAAAGGACUUAGGGUGUAGGUCAAUGGCCGAAUGUCUGCCUACUGUGUGCAAGGUCUUGGGUUCAGUCCCUCAUGCCACAAAAUUAAUAAGAAGAGAAGAAAAUAAACUUGUGUGAACUGGAGAUUGCAGUGAUGAGCUCCUCAGUUUGGAACUGAGUGGGAUUCACCCAGUUCUGAAAAGUCCUGCCCCUAAGUAAUUAGAGCCACAGAUGGCAUUGGCAAGGGCUUACUACGUGUCACAAGCUUUCGAUGUAUUGAUGUCAUUUAACCUUCACAAUGGUGUGCAAUAGGCACCCCUAAUCCCUUAACUAUGAACCUUACAUAAGAGAUGAGGAAAAGGGGUCUCUUUGUAGGAGUCCCUCAGCAAGGAAGUGGAGUGUCUGUCUCCUGAAGCCCUAGUUGUGUACAUUACAGGACUAGCAGCUAGACACUAGGAAAGUUCUUUGCUAUGAACCUGACCUGCAAAACAACUUAGAACUAUUUAGACCCUAAGACACCAGUGGGCAGCCUGCUGGCUGACCUCGUCACAGGGUCUUUUGUGAGAUGAGCUUGCGAUUUUAUUUCUUCUUUUGAUUGGAACACCUGUGGUUGAAUACCAUGUGGUCUCCAGCAUGGUCUAGCUCCCACCACUGAUAUGGGUUUACAUGGUCUAGCUCCCACCACUGAUCUGGCCUCAGGGUCAGAACCAAUACCACAGGCUCUGAAGAGAAAUCCCAUGGUCUCUGAGCUGGUCCCUGACCUGGUAAUCUUCCCUCAUUGACCUGCUUGCCUGGCAGGCUCUGAGUUUACUACCCUCGGCUUAGACUGAGCUCUAGCUUACAGGUCUCAGGAGGCCCUUGGCCAGCAGUGCCAAAGGGGAAAGGCCAAAUCAGGGCUUGAGACCGUGCUCUUUGCUCCACAUUGGCCCUCUUGUUCUGAUUGGCAUCACACCUCUGCUGUGGGCUCUGGGCUGCAAGGAUCCUGCCUCUCAAUGAGACCAGCAACAGCAGCCGAGCACCAUGCUGAAUUCUUCCAUAGAGAAGCUGAGGUAAGGUGGGUAUGCUGAGGUGAGCUGUGCUCCGCAGGGUGCACAGGUGACUUGAGGCUUUGGUUGUUUCAGAAACAAAUGGCUUUUUAAUCACACAGCCUAGACAGGUCCUUGUGGGCCAGUGGAGAAGGGUACCUCCUGGGGCUGUCUGGCUGCUCCCUUGAUUUCCACCCCUUCAAGUGGCCACUUAGAGAAGAGAGGAACCGUGGUUAAUCAAGCUGAAGGCUGACUGCACUUUCCAGGUAAGGACAGUAACAUUGCCCAGGGGAAGGGGAAUUGCAGAGCUGGAGACAGAGAGCGUGGGGGCACUGGGCAGACAGCAGAGUAUGGGGAUCUUCAGACUAUGGGGCAGACGCUGGACUCCAAUGGGGGUAACAGGGGAUUGAUUGUGCAGGCAUGGGCUUUACAGCUGGGUCGGGUUCAGGUCCUGCAUGUCCUCCUGCCCAGUGACCAGAUGCCUAAACUUCAGCUUCAUGGACAUUGCUAUAGAAAGGACAUUGAGAGGCCCUGUCCGACUUUGGCACUGAGUAAGAUGGCUAGUAAGGCAGGGAUGAGCUUCUGUGGGACCUGCCCCAUCCCAGGUCUGUAUGUCACCACUCCCAGACUGUAAUACUGGUGACAGCUGCUGUUUUGCUGAAGAGACAUCACAGCUUGCAAUGGGCACUUGGCUCCAGUUCCUCAGCACGCUGUUCCCACGCUGUUGAGCUCCAUGCUGACUCAAGGCCCCCCACGACUCCAAGUCUGAAUGAGCAACCGGGGAAUCCUCCUCCACAUGGCGCGUUCUGCCAGCAUUUGGAGUCACGUGGAGUGAGCACAGCACAGUGUUUGUAAUGGGGAUAAUAUUUUGAAAAUAAUAACCGCAUAUGAUUUUUUUAUUCCUCUCCAGGAAACAGCAUGGCUCAAUCUGUUGUUCUGUGAAUGGUGAGGGCAGGAGGAGGCCAGCAUGUGGGGAAAGUUCUGGUCAGACAGGAUGAGAGAGCAGAGAGCCCACCUCUUCUGGACCCUGAUGGAUUGGCAGCCAAAGGAAGAGGAGGACGUGGGGGCAGAGCUGGACAUGCAUCUGGGAGUCCUGGAAGUGUCUACAGCGCCUCUUUGGCCCACGUGCCUGAUCAGAGGCCUUGGGGAAGGGUCAGGAGCUAAGAAAGUAAGACACAUCAGGAGCACAUUCAUAACGUGAGCACCAGGGGACAGGGGGCGACCCUAAGGGCUAGAGGAGCCAGCAUAGCCUAAUCAGCUAAUUGUAGUCAAGCCAGCCCUUCUGCAGCAGAGAACAGAGACCACUGAGAAAAACUCUCAGGCCUAAGGCCAGCUGCUAUGUAUUAGUGACUGCUGUGGCCUGCUCAGUGGCCCAGGUUGGUGUCUUCCAGAGGAGAGUAGCACUUGGAAUGACACACAGUGUCUAGCCAAAGGAAACCAAGCUGUCUGAAUGACACCAGCGAAAUGGGAGGACAAAAUAACACCACGUGUAAAUUCAGGUUUGACUACACCCAACUAUGUGCUGUGAGUAUUUAUGCAGAAUAAAACGUUCUUCUUA
Messenger RNA from Mesocricetus auratus (golden hamster), 16931 nucleotides. RefSeq names its product unc-79 homolog, NALCN channel complex subunit (gene Unc79). Gene Ontology annotation, molecular function: protein binding. The coding region runs from base 1528 to 9732 and encodes 2734 amino acids. NCBI's taxonomy places the organism in Eukaryota, Metazoa, Chordata, Mammalia, Rodentia, Cricetidae. The record is from RefSeq and is a predicted model, not a curated record. The transcript has 52 exons.